Messenger RNA from Drosophila bipectinata, 1495 nucleotides. Lineage: Eukaryota; Metazoa; Arthropoda; Insecta; Diptera; Drosophilidae. The record is from RefSeq and is a predicted model, not a curated record.
UUAUAUAAGACUUUUUAGGUUUUAAAAUGAACUCUUUAUCAAUUAAACUUUUAUAAAAAACUAUUGAAAGCAGAAUGAAAUUUAAAUUUUCCCAUUCGGUAGCUAAACUUGACCCACCAGCAUUUAGGUUAAUUAAAUAUAGUAUUUCGAUGAACAGACAAAACAAAGCCGUUUUUUCAGAGAGCUAAAGUAGCUAUGUAAACACAUUUUUUUGGAUUCAGUUUGUAAACAACGAGACCGCUAUUCAAAAUUCGCACACCUUAUGUUAAAGCAGCUCCGGAGUCGGCUUAGUUAGGUUCCCAUUCGCAUUAUGCGGAUUCUUUGUGCGGUGAUUAUCCUUUUCCAUCUACAUGUGGCCCUCCCUGAAAACACAACUGAGAAUGCAGAGAGCCGAGCAGCCAGAAGCUGGUGGGAUGCAGUUCCUCGGAUUUUCACUGACAUCUUCACCAUGAAGGCGAAUGCCCUCACAGCUGCUCCACUCGAGUGGGCCUCCAAUACAAUUGAUGCCAUAUGUUCAUCUACCCUUGUUAUAGGCAGAGUUCCCCCUCAGAUAUCUCCGGAUAUAAGGAAAAUGCACUUCCAGUACAUGACUCCGUGUCAGAACUACAGUGUCCCGCUGCUGGAGGCCUCGAAGCUGUGGAGGCAUACGAGGUUUUCCAAGGGACGCAAGGUUGUGAUCCUGGCAACCGGUUGGACCAACACCGUCAACGAAUCCUCCGCCAUUUCGAUGAUGUCCAAGGCCUUUAUGUGUCGACAGGAUGUUAAUUUUGUGAUUGUGGAUGCGGCCGACUACGUGGAUACCCUCUACUCUUGGUCUGCUCUCAACACGGAUUUAAUUGGUGAGCAUAUCGGCGUGGGUCUAACCCAUCUGAUAGAGCUCACUCCCCUGCGAAAUAUCCACCUAAUUGGAGUAGGAUACCUCGUCGGUGAAUCCAUUCAUGAACUUUUCCUAGGCCAUUCCUUGGGAGCUCACAUCAUGGGCACUGCUGGGAGGACCUUCAAAAGGCUUACUGGAAAGCUGAUUCCUAGGAUUACCGGCUUGGAUCCCGCCAAACCUUGCUUUAGAAGGGAGAACAUCUUGCCGGGGCUUUCGAAGGGUGAUGCCAAGCUUGUUGACGUUAUCCACACCAACAUGGGCAUUCUGGCAAAGCGUGGUCCCCUGGGCGAUGUGGACUUCUAUCCCGGUGGAGCUCAUCCUAUUCAACCGGGUUGCUUGACCAUUGGCUGUUCGCACACACGAGCGGUGGAGUACUUUGCGGAGAGCGCCUAUCCUGGUCAGGAGAAAAACUUUCUGGGCCACAAAUGCGAGUCCUGGGAGAAGCUUCGGAGGAGAGAAUGCCUUGCAGGAACCAUUUCCCCAAUGGGCUACGAAAUAAAUCGCCAGGCCCGAGGCAUCUACUAUGUUGAUGUCAAUGGCUGGCCUCCUUAUGGACGAAAUGCUGCCCGAAACAUUGAUCCCAGAUCGAGGACCUGCUAUCUGUGUCGGCAAACUUAA